Molecule: messenger RNA, 3000 nt
Organism: Dovyalis caffra
Lineage: Eukaryota; Viridiplantae; Streptophyta; Magnoliopsida; Malpighiales; Salicaceae
Source: the annotation of a GenBank genome assembly
AUGAGUGAAUUGGAGCAAAGUUUAGCCUUCUCUUCUCCUUCAAGGACUGAGGUUUCUGAUGAUCAGUCAGAGAAAAUUGGUGAGCAGAUUACUGCAGAUUCAGGUGAAGAAGCAGACACUGUUAAGGUGCAAAUGGGAAAGGAAUCAAUCGAUUCUCCUUCAGCUACUGGGAUAUCUCAUGAUUAUCCGCACCAGCAGAUUAUUGCAGAUCCAGAUGAAAAAGCAGACAUACUUAAGGAGAAAAGCAGAGAGAAAUCAUUGGAUUCUUCUUCAGGGAAAAUUAAUGAGCAGAUUAUUGCAGAUGCAGAUGAAGAAGGAAACACAGUUACAGAAAAAAUAGGAAAAGAGUUGUUUGAUUCUCCUUCAGGGACUGAGUUUUCUCAUGAUCGUUCACAGAGAACUAACGAGCAGAUCAUAACUGACUCGGACGAAGAAGCGGGCAUAGUUGAGGAGGAAAUGGCAAGGGAAUUGGCAGACACAGUUAAGGAGCAAAUGGCAAAGGAACUAUUUGAUUCUCUUUCAGGGGUGGAGGUUUCGCAUGAUCAUUCACAGAGAAUUCAUGAGCAGAUUAUUGCAGACUCAGAUGAAGAAGCGGAUGCAAUCAAGGAACAAAUUGGAGGGGAAUUAUUUGAUGCUUCUUCGGGGAGAAUUGAUGGGCAGAUUUUUACAGACUCGGACGAAGAAGGGGACAUGGAUACGGAGCAAAUAGGAAAUGACUUAUUAGAAUCAGAUGCAUUGGCUGCUCUUUUGAAAGCAGCGACUAGCGCUGGUAUGGAUGGAGGCAGAGUUGCACUAACCUCUCCUGAUGGUUCGAGAGUAUUUUCUCUUGAACGUCUUGUAGGUUCAGAUUCCCCGUUUCGCAUUGUGAGACCUGCUCCGCUAUCUGAAGCGGUCGAGGAUGUAGUGAAGAAUGAUUUGAAUGAAGAAGAUAAGAAGGUGAUUGAGAAGAUACAGCAAACCGCUGUGAAGUUCUUGAGGCUUGUCCAGCGACUGGGGCAAUCUCGUGAAGAUUCCAUUGUUGCACAGGUGUUACACAGGCUGGUUGUGGCUGCAAGGGCACAUGUUAAUCAAGAGUUUAGCCUUGAAAAUGCUGAGAAAAUAGCCAUGCAGCUUGAAGCUGAGGGGAAAGAUGAUUUGGACUUCUCUUUGAACAUUUUGGUUCUGGGGAAAACUGGAGUGGGAAAGAGUGCGACCAUUAAUUCUAUUUUUGGCGAGAAGAAAGUCGAGAUCAAUGCCUUUGAACCUGCCACAACUAUGGCAAAGGAAGUUGCUGGAACUGUAGAUGGAGCUAAAAUUAGAAUCAUUGACACACCAGGUCUCAGGUCAUCUGUCAAGGAAGAAGCCAUCAACCAGAAAAUAUUAGCAUCUAUAAAAACCUUAAUAAAGAAGUUUCCUCCAGAUGUUGUCCUCUAUACUGAUCGGCUAGAUACCCACUCAAGAGAUCUCAAUGAUUUGCCAUUGCUAAGAUUGCUUACCAAAUCUCUCACUUCAUCAAUAUGGAAAAAUUCUAUUGUCACUCUGACCCAUGCCAGUUCUCCUCCUCCUGAUGGACCAUCUGGGUCUCCCCUAAGUUUUGAGAUGUUCGUUGGACAAAGAUCCCAUGUUAUUCAGCAAGCCAUCAGUCAAGCAGUUGGUGAUCUGCGUAUGAUACAUCCAAGAAUGAUGCAUCCAGUGUCCCUUGUUGAGAAUCAUCCACUGUGCCAGAAGAACGAAACCAGAGAAUAUAUCCUUCCAAAUGGACAAAGUUGGAGACCACAGUUAUUACUUCUAUGUUAUUCAUUGAAGAUUUUAGCAGAAGCAAGUUCUAUAGCCAAGCCUCUAGAUCCUUUUGAUCACAAGAAGCCUUUUGGGGGAGAUGACAUUGACUUGGAUAUUGACUUGGUGGAUUUAUCAGAUUCCGAUGAAGAAAAUGAGGAUGAAUAUGACCAGCUUCCACCAUUCAAGCCUUUGAAGAAAUCUCAAGUUGCCAAGCUCAGCAAAGAACAGAAGAAAGCUUAUUUGGAGGAGUACGAUUAUCGGGUGAAACUCCUUCAAAAGAAGCAGUGGAGAGAGGAGGUGAAAAGGAUGAAGGAGAUGAAGAAGAAAGGCAAAGAUGGCAGAAAUGAUUAUGAUGGCAUUAGAGAAGAUGUGGACCAGGAAGAUGUCAGUCCAGCGACUGUUCCGGUUGCUAUGCCUGACUUUAUCCUCCCACCUUCCUUUGAUAGUGACAAUCCUUCUUACAGGUAUCGAGCAUUGGAGCCCUCUUCUCAGUUUCUUGUGAGGCCAGUUCUGGACUCCCAUGGGUGGGAUCAUGAUUGUGGGUAUGAUGGAGUUAGCCUUGAAAGAAAUCUUGCUGUAGCUGGUCAGUUUCCAGGUGCAUUUGCAGCUCAAAUCACAAAAGAUAAGAAAGACUUUAAUAUCCACUUAGAUUCUUCAGUCUGUGCAAAGCAUGGAGAAAAUGGAUCAACCAUGGCAGGAUUCGACAUUCAGAAUGUUGGAAGGCAGCUUUCAUACAUCCUGAGAAGUGAGACCAAAUUCAAAAAUUUUAAGAUGAACAAAACAUCAGCUGGGAUAUCCAUUACUCUGCUGGGUGAAAAUGUAGCUACUGGACUCAAAAUUGAGGAUCAGAUUGCUGUUGCAAACCGCCUGGCUUUGGUGGGAGCUGCUGGUGCUGUAAGAUCUGGAGGCGAUACUGCAUAUGGAGCCAACUUUGAAGUGCAUCUCAAGAGCAAGGAUUUUCCUAUAGAGCAGGAUCAAUCCACAUUAGGUUUGUCCUUGAUGAAGUGGAGGGGUGAUUUGGGUCUGAUGGCCAACUUGCAGUCUCAGUUUUCCAUUGGUCGGAAUUCCAAAAUGGCCGUCCGGUUUGGAAUGAACAAUAAGCGAAGUGGGCAGGUCACCAUCAAGACAAGCAGCUCAGAAAUGCAAGUUGCCCUCAUCGCUAUUGUUCCAAUUGCAGCAUCCCUCUUGAGGAGUAUCUGUCAUGGUUUUGCUGCAAGCAACUCACAGACACUAGAUUACUAG